Molecule: messenger RNA, 447 nt
Organism: Zea mays
Lineage: Eukaryota; Viridiplantae; Streptophyta; Magnoliopsida; Poales; Poaceae
Exons: 2
Coding region: 1-447 (148 amino acids)
Source: RefSeq, a predicted model, not a curated record
AUGGGCGCGCGGGUCCACCACCCCAGUGCUACACGGCGGUUCCCGGUCUGCCGCGCCGCCGCCGGCGGCCUCUCCUUCUCCCUCUUCCUCCUGAGCUCACGCGGGUGUUUAGGGUUCUUGGUUUUGUUCUUGCUUCUCUUCUUGGAUCCAGAGUAUAUUUCCAGUGCCAGCCCCAUGUCUCACGUCCCUGCCGCGCCCAGGACACACCGGCACGACGGCAAGAAAGGGCGGCGGCAGGAGGAGCAGCAGCGGCGAAAGGCUGUCGUUGUCGGAAACGCCGGUGGCCUCGUCAGCCCGGCUGGCUCGUCCCGCUACUUGCUGAGCGACCGCUUCGCCGCCACCGAGGAGAUCCAGGAGGUGGAGUCUGCCCCGGCCGUCGACGUCAAGCCCAAGCGGGAGGAAGUAGGUGAAGCUGCUGAUGCGAAGAGCGCGCAGGCGCAAGAGUAG